Molecule: messenger RNA, 1080 nt
Organism: Spodoptera exigua (beet armyworm)
Lineage: Eukaryota; Metazoa; Arthropoda; Insecta; Lepidoptera; Noctuidae
Source: the annotation of a GenBank genome assembly
AUGAGGCACAUGCUCGUGGCCGCCAGUCUGGUGGCUCUCUUGGCCUUCGUCAACGCCGAAGAAGCUAAGGCAGCAGAAAAAGAAGUGGCAGUGACCGACAACAAGGAAGUCGCGUCAGACGACAAGAAGCACGAAAAGAGAGGAGUGUUCGACAUCGGACUCGGCUAUGGACACGGUGGACACGGUGGAUUCGGUGGUAGCUUCGACGGCGGUUUCGGUGGCGGUUACGGAGGCGGCUACGGCGGUCAUGACACCCACUCCCACAAAACCAUCACUGUGGUGAAGAACGUCCCAGUCCCCUACCCAGUAGAGAAACACAUCCCCUACCCAGUAGAGAAGAAGGUUCCCGUGCCCGUCAAGGUGCACGUUCCCCAGCCCUACCCAGUCGUCAAGCACGUUCCUUACCCAGUCAAGGAGAUCGUGAAAGUACCAGUACAUGUACCUCAACCCUACCCAGUUGAAAAGAAGGUACCUUACCCCGUCCAUGUACCAGUAGACAGGCCCGUCCCCGUCAAGGUGUACGUACCUCAACCCUACCCCGUUGAGAAGAAGGUGCCAGUGCCCGUCAAGGUCCAUGUCCCAGCUCCUUACCCAGUAGAAAAAAAGGUGCCCUACCCAGUGAAGGUGCCCGUACAUGUCCCCGCUCCUUACCCAGUUUACAAGGAAGUGCCCUACCCAGUCAAGGUCCCCGUCGACAGGCCUUACCCAGUACAUAUCCCCAAGCCUGUGCCUUACCCAGUUGAGAAGCCCGUGCCCUACCCAGUAGAGAAGCCCGUUCCUUACCCAGUGAAGGUCCCCGUCGACCGCCCCGUGCCUGUGCACGUUGAGAAACCCGUGCCCUACCCCGUGAAGGUGCCAGUACCAGCGCCUUACCCCGUUGAGAAGCACAUCCCCUACCCCGUCGAGAAGCCCGUACCGUACCCCGUGAAAGUCCCCGUCGACAGGCCCUACCCUGUCCACAUCGAGAAACACGUGCCAGUCCACAUUGAGAAGCCCGUGCCUUACCCCGUGAAGGUACCAGUCCCCGUUGUUGUCGGUCACGGACAUGGCCACGAAUAUGGUCAUCAUGAUAGCUACUAA